Molecule: messenger RNA, 1973 nt
Organism: Syngnathus typhle (broad-nosed pipefish)
Lineage: Eukaryota; Metazoa; Chordata; Actinopteri; Syngnathiformes; Syngnathidae
Gene: dldh
Product: dihydrolipoamide dehydrogenase
Exons: 14
Coding region: 123-1649 (508 amino acids)
Cellular component (GO): mitochondrion; oxoglutarate dehydrogenase complex
Molecular function (GO): flavin adenine dinucleotide binding; dihydrolipoyl dehydrogenase (NADH) activity
Source: RefSeq, a predicted model, not a curated record
GAUUUUCGUCUGUGUUUGGUGACGUCAUAUUGAUGCGCCGCGCCGUCCUUGGCUGCUGCUUUGCUGGGCCUGCUGGAGGUGAAGCAACUUUCCUUUGACUUGAGCCCUCGCACGCCGACAACAUGCACACUUGGACGCAGUUAUAUCGAGCUCUUGCCACGCGAAGUCACCAGCUUCCGUGCAAGCGCCACGGAGCGGCGGUGUUGUCAGUCCGAACGUACACCGACAAUGCAGCCAUCGAUGCAGACGUCACAGUGGUGGGUUCGGGUCCGGGCGGCUACGUCGCCGCCAUCAAAGCAGCGCAGCUGGGCUUCAAGACAGUCUGUGUGGAGAAGAACGCCACGCUGGGCGGCACCUGCUUGAACGUGGGCUGCAUCCCCUCCAAAGCUCUUCUCAACAACUCGUACUUGUAUCACCUGGCUCACGGCAAAGACUUUGAGAGCAGGGGCAUCGAAAUUUCCGGCCUCUCGCUGAACCUGGAGAAGAUGAUGGCGCAGAAAAGCGGGGCGGUCAAAGCGCUCACCGGGGGCAUCGCGCACCUCUUCAAACAGAACAAAGUGACCCACGUCAACGGCUUCGGCAAGGUGACGGGAAAGAACCAGGUGACGGCCGUGACGGCCGACGGCGGCCAGCAAGUCAUCAACACCAAGAACAUCCUCAUCGCCACCGGCUCAGAGGUCACGCCUUUCCCGGGAAUUCAGAUCGACGAGGAGACGGUGGUGUCGUCGACGGGCGCGCUGUCCCUGAAGAAAGUUCCAGAGGAGCUGAUCGUGAUCGGGGCCGGCGUCAUCGGAGUGGAGCUGGGCUCCGUGUGGCAGCGCCUGGGAGCCAAGGUGACGGCGGUGGAGUUCCUGGGCCACGUGGGCGGCAUGGGCAUCGACAUGGAGAUCUCCAAGAACUUCCAGCGCAUCUUGCAGAAGCAGGGACUCAAGUUCAAGCUGGGCACUAAAGUCCUGGGCGCCACCCGGAGGCCGGAUGGAAAAAUGGAUGUGGCCGUGGAGGCGGCAGCCGGCGGCAAAAACGAGACGCUGACGUGCGACGUGCUGUUGGUGUGCAUCGGCCGGCGACCCUUCACGCGGGACCUGGGCCUGGAAGCCGCGGGCAUCCAGCUGGACAACCGCGGCCGCAUCCCCGUCAACGGCCGCUUCCAGACCAGCGUGCCCAGCAUCUACGCCAUCGGCGACGUGGUGGCGGGGCCCAUGUUGGCGCACAAGGCGGAAGACGAGGGCAUCAUCUGCGUGGAGGGCAUGGCGGGCGGCGCCGUGCACAUCGACUACAACUGCGUGCCCUCGGUCAUCUACACGCACCCCGAGUUGGCCUGGGUGGGCAAGACGGAGGAGCAGCUCAAGGAAGAGAACGUCCCCUACAAAGUGGGCAAGUUCCCGUUCGCCGCCAACAGCCGCGCCAAAACCAACGCCGACACGGACGGCCUGGUCAAGAUCCUCAGCCACAAAGAGACGGACAGGAUGCUGGGCGCUCACAUCCUGGGAACCGGGGCGGGAGAGAUGAUCAACGAGGCAACCCUCGCCAUGGAGUACGGCGCGUCGUGCGAGGACGUGGCCAGAGUCUGCCACGCCCACCCGACGGUGUCCGAGGCGUUCCGAGAAGCCAACCUGGCCGCCUCCUUCGGCAAGGCCAUCAACUUCUGAUCGUCUCGGUCCGGCGCGCCAACAGGAAGUUGCGUCCCGCAUCCAAAUUGCUACUCCACAAGACCUGAUGGCACAUUUACAUAUUCAAUAGUACUAUUAUGAGAGGGCCAACAUCCGUUUUUUGUUUUUUUUUGGUCAUUAUUUACAGUUGCAGGUUAAAAGUUGCCUUUGUAAUUACGGUGGGAUGCAGAAAUCUCCAGCACUAUAGGAACCAACCGAUCUCAAUUGGCACUUAUUUAUUUCUCCUUCCUGUAUGCCGGCGCUCCUCUGGCCUUUCGGACAUUUAUUCCAAUUCCAAAAAAUAAAUCCUUCAUUUGUGCUCAA